GGGAGGGAGGGAAAGAGCCGUCAGGGUGCGAAAAUGAAUCAAUAAGCGAAGAAAAGAGAGGGGGGAAGGAGGAGGAGAAGAAGAAGAAGGGGAAAAAAAUCACAAGAAAGCCCAGAAUCUCAACCGCGCCACGGAAAGUUAAUCAAUAAACUAAUUAACUGCUUGCAAGCUUUGUAAUUGUUUGAUCAGAAGAAUUAGAAUGAGGGUCUGGGGGCAGCCCACGACCCUAGGAUAAGGCCGAAUCGUAGAACUCUUUGCAUUAUUUUUAAAAGAAGAAUUGUGAUUUUAUUUUUAUCUUUUCAAUAGGAAUUUUAUUGUAUUUUUUUGCACCCGUGGGGGAAAAAGGAAAGGAAAUCUUUCUGUCCCUCUCUUUCUCGUCCCCCUACCACACUUCCUCAUCCUCUUUUUUAAAAAAGAAAAUAAUAAUAAUUGAAGGAUUUGGGAGAGAAGCGAGGCAGACGGAAAUGCCGUUCAAUUAAAGCGAGAUUGGAGGGAAAUUUUGUCUCCCAAACUGCUGGCGGCUUUUGAUCUCUUUGUUUCCACGCACACCACGAAGAAGACGACCAAGUCCAGCUUGGGAUUUUCUGCUCUUUUUUCCCCUUUUCCUUUUUUUCUUUGUUUUGUUCCGGCGUGGUCCCCCCCCCCCUUUCCUUCCUUUAUUAUUUUUUUCCCCUUUUUGGUGAACAUUCUGAAUUCGAGGCUCGCUCCAGCUUGCUCCUUUUUGAACCAAUGAAGGAACCAGACGCCAUCAAACUUUUCAUUGGACAAAUCCCCCGGAAUUUAGAGGAGAAGGACCUUAAGCCUAUCUUCGAGCAGUUCGGCAAAAUCUACGAGUUGACAGUCAUUAAGGAUAAAUACACCGGCAUGCAUAAAGGAUGCGCCUUCCUGACCUACUGCGCCCGCGAGUCAGCUCUCAAGGCCCAAAGUGCUCUUCACGAGCAGAAGACGCUACCCGGGGUAAGUUGUUUGCGGCAUUUGCGCUUCACCUCGCCGUCCGUCCCCUAUGCACACACACAAACACACCUUCCUGGUCACCUGCCGUGAAAACUGUUAAUGCACGACUCUCUCUCUCUCUUUCUCUGUCUGUCUCUCUUGCAAAUAACCACAUGGUCGUUUCUCUCUUUGUGGAGCCAGUUGGGGAAUGGACUCUCCUGAGAUUUCGCCCCUGCAUUCAGGCUCAGUUGUCUCCCUCGAAAGACAACUCAAACCCUCUCUCUUUCCCUCACUCUCUCACACACAAAGACCUCUUCGCUUAGACAAGGAGAGGUUCUGCGGGAGUGCUGCCCUUAGAAAUCAUGCCUUUGUUUGGUUGCGGUUUAAGUUAUAAAAUCAGUUAGUUGCCUGUUACCUUGUAUAUACAUUAGUCUGAAUC
Podarcis muralis (Common wall lizard) is the source of this 1372-nucleotide messenger RNA. NCBI's taxonomy places the organism in Eukaryota, Metazoa, Chordata, Lepidosauria, Squamata, Lacertidae. The record is from RefSeq and is a predicted model, not a curated record.